This is a messenger RNA of Drosophila ficusphila, 2076 nucleotides long. It is a transcript of the gene Acadvl, whose product is annotated as very long-chain specific acyl-CoA dehydrogenase, mitochondrial. Bases 51 to 1934 code for a protein of 627 amino acids. The transcript has a single exon. The record is from RefSeq and is a predicted model, not a curated record. Lineage: Eukaryota; Metazoa; Arthropoda; Insecta; Diptera; Drosophilidae. Gene Ontology annotation, molecular function: very-long-chain fatty acyl-CoA dehydrogenase activity; flavin adenine dinucleotide binding; fatty-acyl-CoA binding.
ACACUGAAAUCUCUUAGUCCAAAGGGCGAUUCAACAAACAUUUAUAAACUAUGUGGAGGUACACGAUCUUAAGUAGCAGCAAAUUGGCAGGAAAUGCUAAAUUUUGCAGACAAAUUGCGAUUCACAGUCCCAAAUUGGGAACAAAAAGCAAUCAAAACAAGGACAAGGCAAGUGAAAAUGAGUCCUUUAUGGCUAAUAUCUUUCGAGGGUCUUUGGUGUCAAGCCAAGUGUUCCCUUAUCCGGACGUCUUGAGUACCGAUCAAAAGGAUCUGACCAACAGUCUGAUAGACCCGUUUGAACGCUUCUUCUCCGAUGUCAAUGACGCCGCCCGUAACGAUGCCAAUGCCAAAAUAGAUGACACCACGGCGACAGCUUUGUGGGAACUCGGAGCCUUUGGAAUCCAGGUGCCAUCCGACUACGGUGGCCUCGGCCUGAAUAACACCCAAUACGGCAGACUGUGCGCCAUUGUGGGCGCCAAUGAUCUGGGACUGGGCAUUACGAUCGGUGCCCAUCAAAGUAUCGGUUUUAAGGGUAUUCUUUUAUACGGUACCCCGGAACAAAAGGAGAAAUAUCUACCGAAAGUGGCCUCAGAGCAGGUUUACGCCGCGUUUGCACUUACAGAGCCAAGUUCCGGAUCUGAUGCUGGGUCCAUUCGAUGCCGCGCUGUGAAAAGUGCUGAUGGAAAGCACUACGUUCUUAAUGGUUCCAAAAUCUGGAUUUCCAAUGGUGGAAUUGCCGAAAUCAUGACUGUUUUCGCCCAGACCGAACAAGUGGAUCCGAAAACUGGCGAAAAGAAGGACAAGGUAACUGCCUUUAUUGUGGAAAGAUCAUUUGGCGGAGUUACUAAUGGUCCGCCGGAAAAAAAAAUGGGUAUCAAGGCAUCAAACACUGCCGAGGUUUAUUUCGAAGAUGUAAAAAUUCCAAUCGAAAACGUGCUCGGCAAGGAAGGAGACGGAUUUAAGGUUGCCAUGAACAUAUUGAACAACGGUCGGUUCGGAAUGGGAGCGACGCUAUCGGGAACCAUGAAGAAAUGCAUUGAACUGGCAACCGAUCAUGCAAACAAUCGUGUACAAUUCGGGCAAAAACUAAAGAACUACGGAUCGAUUCAGGAGAAGCUGGCCCAGAUGAAUAUUUUGCAAUAUGCUACUGAAUCGAUGGCCUUUACCAUCUCACAAAACAUGGACGCAGGCAGCAAGGACUACCACUUGGAAGCGGCGAUUUCCAAGAUUUAUGCCUCCGAGAGCGCCUGGUACGUUUGCGAUGAGGCGAUUCAAAUUCUGGGUGGCAUGGGAUAUAUGGUGGGGACCGGUCUUGAACGAGUCCUGCGAGAUUUGCGCAUUUUCCGUAUAUUCGAGGGCACAAAUGAUAUUCUCCGAUUAUUCAUCGCACUGACUGGCAUUCAAUAUGCAGGAUCACAUUUAAAGGAAUUGCAGCGUGCGUUCAAGAAUCCCUCUGCAAACUUGGGAUUGAUUUUCAAGGAAGCCUCCAAGAGAGCUGCUUCGACGGUUGGCUUAGGCGGCACUGAUCUGAGUGUUCACGUUGCGGAUGAACUUUUACCCUAUGCGAAGAAAACCGCCCAUUGUAUUGACCUUUUUGGUCAGUCGGUGGAAGAGCUAUUGCUGCGAUACAAUAAAAAUAUAGUAAACGAGCAAAUUUUGCUAACACGACUGGCAAACGCUGCCAUUGAUAUAUACUCUAUGGUUGUGACGCAAUCACGAUCAUCUCGAGCAGUAAAUCAUAAUCUGCCAACUGCUCAACACGAGCUGAACAUGACGAAAGCACUCACCAUUCAGGCUUCUGAACGAGUGAUUAAAAACCUGCAGGCUGCAACUUCCAGGCAUCACAAGGCUCUGAACGAGAAAAUAUCUGAGAUCGCCCUAACUACUCUGGAAAAUGGCGGUGUAAAUACAACUGGAGUCUUAGACCAAAAUUAGAAAUAUAAUUUUUUGUACAAAUUUAUAGUCUUUGAAUGUUCUAUUAGAAAUGAAAAUAAAUAAAUAAAUAAAACAUUGUAACCUUCAAGGGCCAUUAAAAAUUAAAAUGAUUGCUUAGUAUAAUAAAAGGUUUUUAAAAACA